GGAGGGGCGGAAAUCGAGAGCGUGUGUGCUUCGUGACUCACGAGUGCUGUGAGAAAAAGUAGAUCUACUUACUGUAUUUCACGGACGCAGUUUUUCAGACGUGUUUGACAGCCGCUCUCACGGAUAACAUUUCAGACUGAAGUUAGCAGCGUGCGUUAGUUUUCUCCACCUUCACAUUUAGCCUCAGAGGAAAAGUUUUAUUAGCCCGGGACGUUUUGGUGACUCCGCUCCGCUCAGCUGCGCCCAGGAAACGAGGGAGUUAACCAGCACCAACCAUGAACAUAUCAGACAUCAUGUCUUUGACAACACUGUCUGCAAACUCCACUGUGACAGAAGUUACAGAUACGGGGCUUUUAACAUCACGACCCAGUCCAGCAAGCACAACCAUGAUUCCAGCCACAACAGCAGCCCCGCCCAGUCCUGACUCUGCUGUUAUUGCAGUGGUUAUCGUCCUUAUUCUGCUGACAUUAGCUGCUCUGGCCUUCCUGCUCUACCGGUAUCUCUGCCACAACAAGGGAGACUACAGGACGACAGGGGAGCUGGCUCCAGGAGAGGACCCUGAUGAGGAGUACCACAACCAAUCUGCCAGUGAAAAGAAGGAAUAUUUCAUAUAAACCUGGAGAAGACUCACAGAAGCAAAAAAAAAAAACCUCCAUGAAGGGCUGAGAGUGUGUUUUUAUCUUAUUUUCUGUAAGUGUGUUUUGAGGGAAGGCCGAUACUCGCUGCACAGAGAAAAUCCUUAUUGAAGUUUUUUGUUCCAAGGCGCACAAGAAGCAAUACCAAAGAUUGUUGUAGGAAGGGGGAGUCUGUGAUGGACGAGGAGCAGGUGGCAGAAGAGCAGGUGUGUUGAGAUUAGCAGAGCGAGGCGAGAAACAGGUGGUGGAGUUUUUGAAAUGUCACUGUGACACGAUCAGUAACAAUCAUGUAAGAUUAGCUUGUCUGCUACAUUAUUUAUCAGCCAUGUGUCAUUUUUUUUAACCCUUAUUUGUUGUUUUCAUUCAGAUUUACUGUAUUUUGCUCCAAACACAGCCACUAAAAGCCGUGUCAACGGGGCAAUAGUCACUUUUUUAUUAUUGUGCUUUUAAAUGAGGUUUUCUAUGCAGUUCUUUUAUAAGCUUGUCAAAAAAUGUCAUCCUUUUUAAAUGGAGGAUAGCUGGACUUUAUUUGUUGUGUUAGGUUUGUUGUUCCUGGUUUUGUUUUGUAUUAUUCUUGCCAGACACUGUUACUGAUGACUUCCCUGUUUGAGAUAAAUAAGGAAGACAAUAAAACUUGUUUUUGGA
This is a messenger RNA of Cheilinus undulatus (humphead wrasse), 1280 nucleotides long. RefSeq names its product cell adhesion molecule 2-like. NCBI's taxonomy places the organism in Eukaryota, Metazoa, Chordata, Actinopteri, Labriformes, Labridae. The record is from RefSeq and is a predicted model, not a curated record. The transcript has 6 exons. The coding region runs from base 276 to 614 and encodes 112 amino acids.